CCUAGAAAAGACCCACGAUAUAUCAAACUCAUGAUUAUUGAUGACUAUGAUAUUUAGAUUCAGAUACCCUCAACACAAAACAAAACUAAAUCAAAAAAUUUCAUCCUUUUCAAAACCAAACCAUUCUUAGCUUUCAACUUUGAGCUCAAAUUCCAACAUUCCAAACUUGCAUACACAAACAAAAUCAAAUCUUUUUCAUUAAACAGUGAAGAAGAAAAAGAAAAAAAAAAAAGAUAGAUUUUUUCUUGUAACUCUGUCUUAAUAUGAGUAACUGGUUAGGAUUUUCUCUUACACCACAGUUGAGAAUUGAUGAAGAAUUUGGUACAGAAAAUCAAAACCAAAAUCAAGAACAUCAUGGAGAAGGAUCAGAAAUUAUAGGAAGAAACUAUGUUCCUACUUCUUCUCAUCAUCUUCAUAAUCACUUAUCUGUUAUGCCUCUGCGUUCUGAUGGUUCACUCUGUGUUUCUGAUACUUUCACUCACUCUGUUACACCUCAAGCAGAAUGGAGAUAUGAAAAUGCAAUAACUGGUGGAAAUUCAAAUGAAGAACCACCAAAACUUGAAGAUUUUUUGGGGUGUUACCAAAAUCAAAACUCUAAAAUCAAUGUUAAUGUAACACCAAGUUUUUGCACUAAUAAUAAUACAGAGAUUGAAACAAGGGAGAAUCUAACAAACCAAGCUUUGAUUAACUCUUUCCAUCAAGGAUAUAAUGAUAAUGAUAAUAACAAUAAUAAUCAUCAUGGUUUAAUUCAUGGUAAUAAUAUGUAUAAAUCUUGGAUGAGUCAGAAUCAAUUUUCUUCUGAUGGGAAAAAUUCUAGUGAUGGAAAUGGUUUUCAAUCUCUUAAUUUAACUAUGAGUCCUAGUGUGCAAAAUGGUGUUAGUGUUGGUGUUGGUGGUGCAAUUUCUACUGUUCAAGUGAAUGAAGAUCCUAGAAAAAGGUCUUUGUCAAAAUCAUCAAAUGCUAGAGAAUCUGUUCCUCGUAAAUCUAUUGAUACUUUUGGUCAAAGAACUUCUCAAUAUCGUGGUGUUACAAGGCAUAGAUGGACAGGGAGAUAUGAGGCACAUUUGUGGGAUAAUAGUUGCAGAAAAGAAGGGCAAACAAGGAAAGGAAGACAAGUUUACCUUGGUGGUUAUGAUAAGGAAGAAAAAGCAGCAAAAGCUUAUGACUUAGCUGCACUGAAGUAUUGGGGUCCAACAACUCACAUAAAUUUCCCUAUAAGCACUUAUGAGAAGGAACUUGAAGAAAUGAAGCACAUGACUAGGCAAGAAUUUGUCGCCAAUUUAAGAAGGAAAAGCAGUGGAUUUUCAAGAGGUGCAUCUGUGUAUAGAGGUGUGACAAGACAUCAUCAACAUGGAAGGUGGCAGGCUAGAAUAGGAAGGGUUGCAGGAAAUAAAGAUUUAUAUCUUGGUACAUUUAGCACACAAGAGGAGGCUGCAGAAGCAUAUGAUAUUGCAGCAAUCAAAUUCAGGGGAACAAGUGCUGUGACCAACUUUGACAUAAGUAGGUAUGAUGUCAAGAGAAUUUGCUCAAGCUCAACCCUAAUCACAGGUGAUCUCGCUAAACGCUCUCCUAAAGAAUCGCCCGCUCUUCCUGCAGCCACAGCCGAGGACUUCAAUUCUUGCGGAAGUUCAUCGACACCUUCUCAGCCGCCUCCUCCUCUAGCUAUUACCGAUGGCAGUGAACAACAUUCUGAUGAAUUGUCGAACAUGGUUUGGAAUUCCAACAGCGAUCAACCACCACAGAAUGAGUGCGGAAACAACACCAAUAUCAAUGAAUCGUCACAGCACGAUUCACAAAGUCCCAAAUUACCUAAUGAGUUUGGAGUGAGUGGAGCUGAUUAUGGACAUGGUUACUUCACUCUGAAUGGACCAAAAUAUGAUGAUGGAAGCAAUGAAAAUGACCACAUGAAUAACAAUAGGCUUGGAAAUUUGGGUUUGGUUAAUCAAGUUCCUAUGUUUGCUUUGUGGAAUGAAUGAAUGAAUGAAUGAAGGGAAUGUUUUGACAUUAUAAAACAUUAGCUUAGGAAAACUAAGAUCAAAUGUCAGAAUUAUUAUUAAUGAAUGAUUAUUUAUGUUUGGUACUAUAUGGUAGUAACUUGUUUAUCUUUUGAAGGAAAGUGAUAUGUCAGGAGUAUUGAUUCCUUAUGUGUUGGUAGGGUAUACAUAUAACCGACCUGGAUUGA
This is a messenger RNA of Trifolium pratense (red clover), 2182 nucleotides long. Its product is annotated as AP2-like ethylene-responsive transcription factor AIL1. The record is from RefSeq and is a predicted model, not a curated record. The coding region runs from base 264 to 1976 and encodes 570 amino acids. Gene Ontology annotation, biological process: regulation of DNA-templated transcription. Gene Ontology annotation, molecular function: DNA binding; DNA-binding transcription factor activity. NCBI's taxonomy places the organism in Eukaryota, Viridiplantae, Streptophyta, Magnoliopsida, Fabales, Fabaceae. The transcript has 9 exons.